Molecule: messenger RNA, 449 nt
Organism: Copidosoma floridanum
Lineage: Eukaryota; Metazoa; Arthropoda; Insecta; Hymenoptera; Encyrtidae
Source: RefSeq, a predicted model, not a curated record
GUUGCUCAGCUACUGGAACACCCGUUCUUUGAAAUGGCGAGACAAAAUAAUUGUUCCAAUGCCAGUAACGUGGAAAAACCGCAUUUCAAACUCAGCAGUCAUCUGAAGGAUGCACUUGCCGAGGCGACCAAUAAAGCCGAGUUGAGACUAAAGGACGAGCAGAAAGUAGUUAGGCAUCAGAAGAGACUUAUCAAGGUUCAAGAAAUGAUGAGUUCCGAAGAGGAGAUGAAGAAACGCAAACACAAAUUGAAAAAAGAGCAAAAGUUAGCACAAGAGCGGACAGCCAAUCAACUUGCAGCAAACGGAACAAAACAGAUUAACGGCAAAAGCCCAGAGGUUUGUGACAGUCCAACCAGUACUUCAACGGCAACAAGCGUGGGUACCCUUACACCGCCGACUCACGCUGGACACAGAAGUUGAUGGCAUAAUUUACGAUCGGUGGUGUCGCG